AAAUUCUUCAAAUCAGUUAGCAUAAGCAGUAUCCGGAGGCCUCAUUGUCGGUUGUGUGCGUUCAUUUCAAAAUAUAUAUUUCUUCUUGCGACGACCAUGGAGUCUGGCGAUGCGGGGCGAGGGGGAUGGAGGUCCAGACCAGUGCAGCCACAGAAGCACAAGAUGAACAUGAAUAUUCUCCAUCAAGAAAAACUCAUUGCUCAAAAGAAAAUGGAGAUUGAAGCUAGGAUGGCAGAGCAAGCAAAAAUGAAUGUGCAGACAAAUAGCAGACCUCUGCCUCCAAGUUCCCCCAGUCUGCAGGGAGGCACUUCCAAUAAAUUUGCAAAUGAUGGAAGCUUCUUGCAGCAGUUCAUGAAGAUGCAGAAGGACAAAGACAAUAAUAUAUCUGGUUCAGCCAGUGAUACCAGGACUCCCUCCACCUCAUCUCCUUUUCCAGGUGGAAACACGUUACAGAAAAAGAGCAUUUUUGUUGGACAGCGGCCUAGCCUUGGAGUUAGCAAAAUGCUUAGUCAGUUUAAGAACUACUCACAGUCCAAGAAGAAUCCUGUUCUCAGCCAAAGGCCAAGUGUAUUUUGUUCUCCAGAUGAUGAAGAUGAGGAAGAGGAGACUGAUUACUCCAAAUUCUUAGAGAUGAAAGUUUCUCCCCCAGAGGAUUCAGACACCAGACUCAUAAUCGACAAGAUGGCCUCUUUCGUGGCGGAAGGAGGACCUGAACUGGAGAAGAAGGCCAGGGAGGACUACAAAGAUAAUCCUGUUUUCUCUUUUUUGUGUGAUAAGAGCAGCAUGGAGUAUCUCUACUACAAAAAAAGAGUUGCAGUAUUGAAGAAGAAUUUGCAGAGACCUGAGAACAUAUCAGAUCAUGUCUCCCCCCCAGUGGAUGCGGAAACCCAGCAAAUGGUUGAAAAUCUGGCCAAGUUCGUGGCGGAGGGCGGCCCUGAGGUGGAGGCAAUUGCUAUUGAGCGCAACCAAGACAACCCUGCCUUCAGGUUUUUAUAUGAUAAGCAAAGUCCAGCCCACUCUCUCUACAGAGAGAAACUACAGGAGUAUCGUGCCGCAACCUCUCAGAGCUCUUCAUCUCCAGCAGCAGACUCCAGAACAGAUGCUCAGCGACCAGCUGCUCUUCCAGUGCUGAACAGCUCUUUUGUGCCUCACAGUCAGGAAUCUGAAACACCACCUGUCAAACGGAAGAGAAAAAGUAGAUGGGGGUCUGAAGAUGACAAAGUCCAGUUGCCAGUUCCUCCUAUCGUUAUUCCUCAAGAUGUAACUGCCCAAGAAUCUAACGCACCCGCCCUUUCUGCCCAGGAACUGAGUGGUCUUGGUUACAAGAAGGGGAAGCCUCUUGGUUUGGUUGGAGUGACCGAACUGUCUGAGGACCAGAAGAGACAACUCAAAGAACAACAAGAGAUGCAAGAGAUGUAUGACAUGAUCAUGAAGCACAAGCGUGCAAUGGCAGACAUGCAGAAGUUGUGGGAGAAAGCCAUUAGAGAUCACCAACAUGAAUAUGACAGUGAUGAAGAAGUGGACCAGGACGCAGGCACCUGGGAACACCAGCUGAGAAAGAUGGAAAUGGAAAAGACGCGAGAAUGGGCAGAAUCUCUGACAGAGAUGGGUAAAGGGAAACACUUUAUCGGUGACUUCCUGCCCCCUGAGGAACUGGAGAAGUUCAUGGAGACCUUUAAGGCACUCAAAGAAGGUCGGGACCCGGACUACUCAGAGUACAAAGAGUUUAAGUUGACAGUUGAGAAUCUUGGUUUCCGAAUGCUCAUGAAAAUGGGCUGGAAGGAUGGAGAAGGCCUUGGCAGUGAAGGACAAGGAAUCAAAGCUCCAGUUAACAAGGGAAUUACAGCUAUGAAUGGAGCUGGACUGGGAGUCGACCGUCCAGCUGAGCUUACAAAAAGUGACGAUGAAUAUGAUGCUUUUAGAAAGAGAAUGAUGCUUGCUUACCGCUUCAGGCCAAACCCACUGAAUAAUCCACGGAGACCAUAUUACUGAUAAAGAGGAGUCAUUUCCGUUUAUACUUGUUCUUGUUUAUCAUAACUUAAAAAGUCUCUGCAGCUGCCACUGCUUUGCUUGGGUGUGAAGUUGACACUGUCUGGCUGUAGAAAUUUUGCAGUUUUAAGUCUGUGUGACAGAAGGUGAUGAAGUUUAACAUUAACAUUUUAUGUUUGAUUCAAGAAAUCAACUGCUCUGUUUGUUGCAUUCAGUUUAAUACUGUGACAAGCUGUACAAAGCUCAACAUCACCUGACUUUUACAAUGAUUUCACUCUAGUUAGUGUUAUCAUUUUGUACCCUUACAAACCUUUGCACUCAACUAAAUCUAAUUUCUGUAUUGGUGUACAACCUUCUGUAUGAUUAUUGCAUUGAGUGAGGUCCUCACUGUAUUAUAAUUGCAACUUUCUUUCAAAAUAUGCAGCAUUGUUGACAAUAAAGAAAAACAUAUUGCUGAAA
Melanotaenia boesemani (Boeseman's rainbowfish) is the source of this 2448-nucleotide messenger RNA. It is a transcript of the gene sugp1, whose product is annotated as SURP and G patch domain containing 1. Gene Ontology annotation, molecular function: RNA binding. The record is from RefSeq and is a predicted model, not a curated record. The coding region runs from base 97 to 1992 and encodes 631 amino acids. Gene Ontology annotation, cellular component: nucleoplasm. Gene Ontology annotation, biological process: RNA processing. NCBI's taxonomy places the organism in Eukaryota, Metazoa, Chordata, Actinopteri, Atheriniformes, Melanotaeniidae. The transcript has 14 exons.